GGUAGGUGGCGGUGUCGUUCUUGUCGGUAACACGUCAGGAUGGUAGAAGAAGAAGAAACAUGUUUUGCCACAUGGGUCUGAGACAGAAGAGAAGAUAAACUGCAAACAUGGCUAAAAACACCAAAAAUACAGCUGCAAAGUCCUCUGACCAACAGAAGAAGGAGAAGAAUAAAAGUUUUAACAGCAAGAAAAAGAAGCCGAAGAAGGAUGUGAAACCUCGACCUGAAGAACAUCUGGAGCAGAUACCUUUUCGUCUGCGUGAAAUUAUGAAAAGCAAAGAGAGAAUGAAAAUGGGGUCCAGGAAACUGAAGAAAAUCAAGAGAGAUGCCAAGGCCAAAGCACAGACAGAAACCUCUGUAGAGGAAGAUAUUCCUGUUCCACACUUCCGUAGAGGAAAGCAAGAAUCCGAAUCAGCUUACCUAAGGCGGAUGUCUCGAGAAACCCAGCAUGUUCUCUUCCUCACCAAAAACCAGGUUGAGCGACAGCCUGAGCUGCAGCUGGAGGAUCAGGAAACAAAGUCAAGCAAACAGAAAUCUGAAAAAAAGACACUGUCUAAUAAAGUACGGUUAGAACGGCUACAUAAGAAAAAGCUUGAGCAACGGGAGAAGAGAGCGGAAAAAGAGAUGUUUGUAGACGAUGUACAGUUUGGAGAGGUUGCCAUGGAACCUCCAUCACUGACUGCCAAACCCAGGAAGGCCCCACUGAAAUCUCAGGGGGCAUCCAAGGGCCUUCUUCUGAAUUCUCUACUCGGCCACACUGCCUUAUCAACAGUCAAGCCCUCCAUGGCUAGAAAGAGGAUGAUGGAGGAAGAGCGUGAGAGGGUGGUGCAGGCCUACCGGCACCUGAAGAAGCAGAAACAAGAACAGCAAGAGCGUCAAAAGGCAGAGAUGCACAAACUAAAGGAUCUUCAAUGAUGCAAUUGUAUGUAAAGGUUUAAAUACCCAAGGUCAGAUCACCAUGAAAUCACCAGGCUGCCCUCCAAGCCCGGAACUGAUUGCCAGUCUGCAGCGUUAAAGUUACUGCAGUUACACCAGUUAUGUCAGAGAGACAGGAUUGUUCACUAACGUAAUCAUAGUCUAGUGCAUUUGAAUUGUAUCUGAUUGCAGGUCAGAUUGCAGUGCUGUGAGGAUAAGCAGCACUUAUCCUCACAUGUAAAUUGAAUGGCUGAAUAAUGGCUGUUGGUUUAUUUCUUUGUAUUUUUAUCUUUCCAGUUUCUUUGUGCUAACAUUUAUAAAUAAACCUACAAUUUCAUGAAAAAAAUUA
Pygocentrus nattereri (red-bellied piranha) is the source of this 1263-nucleotide messenger RNA. RefSeq names its product coiled-coil domain containing 137 (gene ccdc137). Lineage: Eukaryota; Metazoa; Chordata; Actinopteri; Characiformes; Serrasalmidae. The coding region runs from base 108 to 914 and encodes 268 amino acids. The record is from RefSeq and is a predicted model, not a curated record. The transcript is spliced from 6 exons.